UCCUUGCCGGAUAUAGUAUUGCCAUUACCCUGUGGUAAUAACGCGGAGAAGAGGGCAAUGAGCAGCUUCUGGUUGUCCGGGGGGCCGCGCGCCUGCGGUCUUGUAUUUGUUCUAGUCUGCUUUAUGUUACCCGCUGGGAUUCGCUGCAAUGUCUGCAGGUUGAAGACAGGAGAUGGCCGUGAUUCAGAAAGUUGUGGAGCAAACCUUGAUUUGGAGCAUUCAUUUGAACUUGACAACAGCAUCACCUUUAAGAAGAGAGGGUCGUUGAUUUGGGGCCCCGCUGCAGACCAGAGCAUUUCUAUUUUACAGAAGCAGCUGACAGAAGAUGAGCGGAACAAGCUAAGAGAUAUUGCAAACCUAAACGGACUUUACAGAAUCCGAAUUCCUCGUAAAAUGGGACUUACUGAAGAAUCCCACGAGUACGUCACCUCAUUUGUCCGAGCGUGUUCAAUUGUUGAGUCUCAUCUCUCAGAUCAAAUCACCGUUCAUACAGAUAUAUCAGGGAAUAUAGUAGGAGUGUCCAUAGUAACCCUCCCUGGAUCCUGCAGUGGGGUAGAGGUGGAAGACGUAGAUCUGGAGCAAUUUAACACCACAGUCUCUGUUCAGCAGCCGAUUCCUGCAGCAGUGCCUGAGACAGCAGCUUUCAUUGAACGUUUGGAGAUGGAGCAAGCACAAAAAGCCAAGAAUCCCCAAGAACAGAAGUCCUUUUUUGCUAAAUAUUGGCAUUUAAUACUAGGAGGGGCACUGUUGCUAAUGUUAACCAAUUCGGCGAAAGUACCAAGGGAGCCAGGACAGCAGGCCUGAGGAACUGAAUGGAUGUACAUAAUCCCUGUUGUUCUGUUUUUGAUGAUGUCUGGCGCAUCAGACGCUGGUAACCAAGGAGGAAACGGCGGAGGCGGUGGUGGAAGGUGAUCAGAUGGAUGGAGCGCGGAUAUUGUCUCGAGCUGAACAUAGAAUACGAACUGCCGCACAACACUAGUUGCCUACUGCUGGACCAUGUAAUCUGAUGCACUGCCCAAGAUCAGAAGGGUGUUUUUUUUUUUUUGUUCCCCCCCCCCCCCCCCUCAAAUUGUCAAUGUAUCAUGUAUCAGAGAACCAAUACAACCUAAUUUAUUAACUAUU
Molecule: messenger RNA, 1122 nt
Organism: Bufo bufo (common toad)
Lineage: Eukaryota; Metazoa; Chordata; Amphibia; Anura; Bufonidae
Gene: EMC10
Product: ER membrane protein complex subunit 10
Exons: 8
Coding region: 58-804 (248 amino acids)
Cellular component (GO): EMC complex
Source: RefSeq, a predicted model, not a curated record